AUGCAUCCGUUUGAGGACUUUACGUUUCUUCUCUCGGUCCCCGCCCCAACGGCCAGCGGACGGGGACUCCUGUCUGACUCCAGCGAUUCAGCCGAGAACGACGCCCCAAGACAGCGCCGCGCGCGCCGCGCUGUCGCCCGCUCCAACGCGGCUUCUGCUUCCACCGAGAACUGCUCCGCCUCCGGUAGUCGCCUCCCCGGGCGUGCAGAAGGCCCGAGUCGGCUCGCCCCGCAGGAGACACCUGCCUCCGCGCGGUGCCGGUCGGAGACAGCGCCCGUUCGCCGGCGAUGGAGGGAACCGCAGAGACAGGCUACGCGAGGGCCGGUCGGCGAGCUUCCCUCUUCGUUCACGCACUUCCAGGGACGAGACAAAGACGACGUUUCCAAGAAGCGUGUGUCAAGACGACGCGAAGCUACAGCAGCCGCUGUCGCUGCAGAGAAGCGGGCUCUCGAGCUGUACAGACAGCGCAGGAAGCAAGCGGAGGAGCGGGCGGCGGCGCUGAAGGCGAAGGCGGAAGAAGAAGCGGAACGGGAGGAGCGGGAGAGGGUGAGAGAAGGAGAGAGACAGGCGGCGAUUGCGGCUCAGCGAAGGAGACUGGAGGCGGAGCAGCUUCGCGAACUCGAGGCACACCUGGAGAGAGAGAAGAGACUCAGGCAAGCCCAGCAAGAGGUGCGCCAGGCCUCCCGAGCUGUCGCCGCCCUGAGAAGGCUCGAGGAGGCGAGAGAAGCGGAGAGGCAGGCGGCAGAAGACAAGCAGAGACGCCGAGACCUCGUGAGGCAGAUGGAGAGAGACCGAACUCAAGCGUGUGUCCGAGCCGCGGAGCGGCAACGCCUCCAGGAAGAACGUCUUCUCUCAGCGUGCGAGCAGGGAAGAAGAGAACAUGGAGGGCGACUGGAAGGAGACGGGAGAGAAGAACGAGUUAGCGGAGGACACGAAGUCCAGACGGAAACCGCGUCGCGUUGGAAGGACGGCAAGGCGCGGGUGCCAGCCGCAGCCGUCGCGGCAACGCCUCUCUGCAGAAGGGACGAGAAAAGCGAAGAGAAGACUCGUGGGAACUUCCUCAGCAGCAGUACACUUCGCAGACUGCAGACGAGAGAGCGCGAUUUCGCGAGUUCCUUUCUCCACCGCCAAGGCGUCGGUCUCCAUGUGCCACCACGGCGAGACGUAGAGCUAGGGCGUCGAUACACCCGAUACGACGCGCAUUCACUCCGGGGUAUCGCUCCGCGACAGUACGGCGGUUCUUCGAUGCCGGAGCCCGACGGAACUCAGCGGCGGUCGCCGCCAGCUGCGCACUUUGGCUCUGUCGCCUGGUCCCGCGUCGGUACCGAGCCGGACGGCUGCUGGCGCUUCAAGAGGAGACCGUCUGAAGCAGACAGCGCAUGCGAGGAAGCACCGCGACAAGACGAAGAAAGACAGAGAGUUCUCUUCGAGACACGGUCGUGUCAGCAGCCUGCUCCGAGAAGCGCCUACGCCUUUGUCCCGGAAGGGGAAGAACGAGAAAACUUCUGGACGCGUUCAGGCGAGGCUCACUUUGACUCGGAACCUGGCGAGGCCUCCGAAGAACUAGCCCAGAGAGGCGCCUCUCCUCGCGCCUUUGCUUGGUGCGCAGAGAGUCUCCUGUCUGUGUCGCUCUUUUCGUCGCCUGCUCGAACGGCGCGUUCGUCUCCGGAGCCUUCGACCCGUUGCGCACGUGUGGAAGCGUCUCCAGAGGAGAAAGAAGCGUUUGCGCCGUCCCCGGAAGAGGGCGCAGUCCCGCGGUGGGGCGAACAGGCACGGGGUUUCUACGCGGAGGAGGAUGCACCCUCGGUUGGCUCUCCGUGUCGAGACAGUGGAUGUUUCGCUGGCUCUUGGGACAAGGAAAACUGCCACGAGAACUUGGACGAACGCCGAGCCUUUGAAAGGAAACGCGUGGAGACGCACGCGCAGGCAGCCGGCAUUUCUUCGCAGCCGCCGUGUCGGUGUGGAAAGUUGCCGCGCGAAUUCUCCUUCGCAAGGCUGCCGCCUUCGCCGUGCUUCUGUUCUUGCGCGUCGCCUUCUCCCUGUCCUCCGCAGUGCCCAUCUCGGGCUGCUCUCCCUUGCCAGGGCGACCGUUCUUCUGCGACCGCUGCUGUCGCUGCAACGCGACAGGGAAGAGACACGGAGACACGUGUCUCCUCGUGCGCCCCGCGCUCGGGGGGUCUCCUGCCUGCGCGAAGUGAAGAUGCGUCGCGCCACCCAGAUGCGUCAAGAGGCGCCUUUUCGCAUUCAGAGAGUUCGGAAGAUCGCACAGACUCCGAUAAACGCGACGGGCCAGCGGAGCAAUCCGACGCGGAAAAACGCCUUAUUGUCGCUUCUCGUUCUCCGGGGCCGUUUGCGACGCGGUCACCGCUGUCGCCUGCGUCCGCUGCCUUGAGGGAGACGCCGAGCUUCGGGAGAGGCGGGAAAGGCCGAAAGACGCUUUUUUCUCACACGAAAGAGAGCGAACAGUCCGACGAGGAAGUCAGUGGUCUCCGGCUGAGAAACAGAGGAAACGAACGCGAGGCAAGGUUGUCACCGUCUUCCCGUUCCACAGACGCCUUUCCCUACAGCCAGACUCCUCGCCGUUCCUGUCCACACGCUUCUCUUUGUCGUGAAGUACCCUCUGCCUUCUCGAAUCUUCCGUCUCUUCUUCUGGGUCUGUGCUCGAGAGAAGAGAACCAAGAACGGCGAGAGGAGAGACACAGUGUGAAAAACGCGGAGGGGGAGCGAGAGCCAGGAGACGAAUCAGCGCGGCACCACGCGCGGCGAGCGACAGCGAGAGGGAAGAAGAUCUUUGAUUUCGCCGCGGAGGUGUAUCUCCAACAGUGCGAGGAAGAGGGCGCACGGCGAGAGCGGGACCAGCACCUGUUCGACGAAGGAGGAAGCGAAGGAGACGGCAGCGAAGAAGUUUGGUUUUCGCGGAACGAAAACCGCGCUUUUAUUCGAGAGGCGCGGCAAGUCGGGGUCGCCAGAACGAGCUCUGCGUCCGCGUCAGAGGAAAGCCUUGGAAGAGGCGAAGCAGCGAAAGAAGCCCGAAAGGAAGGCUGGUCUUCGCAGCCUACACCCUCUUCUUCCAGGGCCACCUAUGCAACAGAAGCGCCCUUCCUUCUGUCUCCGUGGGAGGGUGUUUCUGCUCCUUUGUCAUUUGAGGAGACGAAGAGACGAUCUCUGGCGACGUCGGCUGACCAGUCCCGGUGUCUCUCAAGUCAGGAAGGGGCCGCUGGCCGAAAGGCGACAGCGCCUCUUCUCUCUGAGAGAUCUUCUGGUCCGCACGCGGCCUCGGCAGAACCGCCUGCCUCUCCCGUGUCUCCUUCCCCACUGUUGCCUUCCUCGGCGGUUUCUUCUCUUCCUUCUUACUCUCGGCCUCCGUCGCACUCGCACCCCUCAGUGAUUGUUUCGGCGCGCUUCAGUUCUCGCCAAACCCAAGGUUUCCCCGUUUUUGCGGAGGGGGCGAGCGCACGAGUCGCCAGAGUGGAAGAGAACUGCGAAGCACUCCCCGGGAGGGAAGAAGCCUUCAGUGUCGCAGAUUCUCCCGGUGCGUCUCCAGCGCCCCAACAUGGUGUACAGGGAAGAGCGAACGGGCAGAGAGAUGCGCAGGACGAAGACAAAACGGGUAAGGAAACGGAGAGCGAGAACCCGGCACAGCCCUCGGGAUGUCGAGACUCGAAUCCGCAGGCGAGAAGGCGAUCCAGAGUGGCGCUGCCUCCGUCUCUUCUUUCCUCUUCUCUGCUGUUGUCUUCUCUCCUGUCGUCUUCGCUUUCGUCUUCUGUUCUCUCGUCCUCGCUCCACUCUUCGUCGAGCGCGGGAAGUUCGAACGCUGUCUGGUCCCCCGUCCGCAGUCGCGCCAUGUGCGGAGACACUUGUGGGGCCUUUGAGGGCCCUGACGCGCGCGAGUCAGAAGAGCGACAAGAAGCCGAGAGACAGGAGACAGGCGCAGAGACGGAACGGAGACACCGUCCGGACGGAGGCGCUUUCCGCCGAUCUUCCGGCGCUGCGUCACCUUCUUCCUCUGUUUCUCUCGCUUCUUCCUCUUGUGCGGAAACCACGUGUCGCAGUGGCGGGUGCACUCGCGCGCUGGGCGACCUGAGGAAGAAACGAUCAUUGCUCGUGCGGACGAGCGAGGCGGGGCCGUGCGGGAGGUUCCUGAGUGGGAAGAGACAGUUUUCUGGAGAGAAGGGGACAGGAGACAGCCGAGAGGGCCUUCGCCAGAGAGAGGCGAGUGCGCAGCGGCGCGUUCCCCGACACCGUUCAACCUCGACGUCUGCGGGAAAUGCUCGGGAAGGGCGAGAGGUCGAAGGAAAGAGAAAGAAGAGAGAGGAAGGGAAAAGCCUCGCAGAGAAGGAAGACGACGGCCACCAAGGCGACGAAGAAGACGGAGGAGAAGAGGAACCGGAGAAAGACGAAGCAGCGAUGCCGAAGAGAGAUCGACAAACGCAGAAGGAAAAUGAGGCAUUGCGAGAAAACGCGAGCGGCAAGGGAGACGCAAGAAUAGAGGGAAAUGGCUUCGAUAGGGAAGAUGAGGAAAGGGGGAAACUUUGA
Molecule: messenger RNA, 4536 nt
Organism: Neospora caninum
Lineage: Eukaryota; Apicomplexa; Conoidasida; Eucoccidiorida; Sarcocystidae
Exons: 6
Coding region: 1-4536 (1511 amino acids)
Source: RefSeq, a predicted model, not a curated record